Messenger RNA from Triticum turgidum subsp. durum (durum wheat), 984 nucleotides. NCBI's taxonomy places the organism in Eukaryota, Viridiplantae, Streptophyta, Magnoliopsida, Poales, Poaceae. The record is from the annotation of a GenBank genome assembly.
AUGGAUCCGCUUGAUGAGGAGUCCUUCUUGGAGGAGCUCAUGCCGCUUCACCGGGAGGAGGCGCCGGCGCCGCCGUACCCGGGCAGCAACAGCAUGAUGACGAUCAGCGACCUCCUCUUCUACGGCGGCGGCAAGGGCUGCACUGCCGAGGAGAGGAGUGGCCCAUUUCAGCAGCCCAUGCUGCCCUCGCCGCCGGCCGUGCGUCCGCACCCGCACCAGGAGUUCGACUUCAACUACCUGAGCGAAGUGUGCAACCCCUGGAGGAGCUGCAUCCCUGACCCUCCCGCGGUCGUCCAGGCUGCUGCCGGCAAGGCGCCGCUCACUCUUCCCCUCCAUGACGCUAUUGCGAGCUCGUCAACGUUCGUGUUCGGGGGAGGGGCCGGGGAGAGCUCGGGGAUGAGAAGCAUGCCGGCCUCCGGCACCCACCCGGAGAGCAAGCUCAAUGCCGGAAGCGGAACUCCGUCAAAGAACCUCAUGGCGGAAAGGCGGCGCCGGAAGCGGCUCAACGACCGCCUCUCCAUGCUCCGGUCCACCGUGCCCAAGAUUAGCAAGAUGGAUAGGACUGCGACCCUCGGGGACACCAUAGACUACGUCAAGGAACUGACCGAGCGGAUUAAAACCGUGGAGGAGGAGAUGGGCACCACGCCCGAGGAGCUGAACCUGCUCAAAAAUUUCUCCAGCGGUGGCAACGAGGGGACGCCGACGAGGAGUUCCACCAAGUUAUGUGCUAACGUCGAGAACCAAGGCGGGGGCGACACGAAGAUUGAGAUCUGCUGCUCGACAAACCCCGGAGCGCUGAUUGCGACGGUGACCGCGCUGGACGUGCUGGGGCUGGAGAUCGAGCAGUGUGUCGUGAGUUGCUUCAGUGACUUCGCCAUGCAGGCCUCGUGCUCACAAGCGGAAGGGAAGAGGCAGGUGAUAAGCACAGACGAGAUCAAGCAGGCAUUGUUGAGGAGCGCAGGCUACGGGGCAAGGUGUCUCUAA